Molecule: messenger RNA, 868 nt
Organism: Drosophila rhopaloa
Lineage: Eukaryota; Metazoa; Arthropoda; Insecta; Diptera; Drosophilidae
Exons: 1
Coding region: 60-635 (191 amino acids)
Cellular component (GO): nucleus
Molecular function (GO): zinc ion binding
Source: RefSeq, a predicted model, not a curated record
CACACCGAUCGGGGCAGUGAAUUCCUUUCAAAAUAGAAUUAAAUUCUGAUCGAAUAUACAUGGCCAUGGAGGAUCUGAUGAAGAUGUGCCGCGUGUGCAUGGGCGAGGCGGAGGAACUGGUGGACAUAUACGACAACAAGAGCUUGGGGGACAGCUUGUCCGCCGAACUUAAGCAGGCCAAGGAACCGGAACCCACGCCCGCUGAUCUGUUGAAACAGUGCUGCCCGUUUCCGAUUUCUUCGGACGACGGUUUUCCCAUGAAGGUCUGCGAACCAUGCCUAAGGAAGAUGCGGAGUGCUCAGCGAUUCAGAAGGCGGUACGCAAGGAACAUCGGUUACCUGGAACGCGUGAAGGAGGAGGAAAAAGACCGGGAGACGUUGGAUAUCCUAGAGGCCGAGGACUGGUGUCUGGUGGAUCGCGUCAAGAGCGAACCCGAAGAGGAGGAUGAGAACGAAGAUUACCUGGAGCCAAAAAAGAAGAAACCCAAGUUGCAAGACGAAAAGCCGAGACCCUUUAAAUGUCCUGAUUGCCCCAAAAGUUUUACCGGCAAGGCCCAGUUAACCAUGCACAGUCGCACCCAUACAAAAGGAUCCCAGAAUAAUGCCACUCGUCCCAAACGACGAUCUCUUAAAUAGAAUUCCUCCGACUGUCGAUCGCGAGACCAUCUUAUUUACCGCGUUUACUAAUACAUCUAUGGAACAGAAUCUAAACCAAAAGUAUAUCGAGAAGAAGAAUACCAAGUAUAUUUGUUAAUAUCUAAGUCUAAGGACGACAAAUAAAAGUCCAUUCCAGGAUAAAUUUAAGUAGGUUACUAAUAACUGUACUUCUUAUGAUUUGCUUUUCAAAUAAAUACGUUUUGUUUAACCAA